Messenger RNA from Galleria mellonella (greater wax moth), 5255 nucleotides. RefSeq names its product bifunctional glutamate/proline--tRNA ligase (gene GluProRS). Gene Ontology annotation, molecular function: proline-tRNA ligase activity; ATP binding; glutamate-tRNA ligase activity. Gene Ontology annotation, cellular component: aminoacyl-tRNA synthetase multienzyme complex; cytoplasm. Gene Ontology annotation, biological process: prolyl-tRNA aminoacylation; glutamyl-tRNA aminoacylation; translation. The coding region runs from base 141 to 5183 and encodes 1680 amino acids. The transcript has 32 exons. The record is from RefSeq and is a predicted model, not a curated record. NCBI's taxonomy places the organism in Eukaryota, Metazoa, Arthropoda, Insecta, Lepidoptera, Pyralidae.
UGACAGCUCAUUGUUGCAAGAGCAAAUAAGUGGAACAAAUCAUUUCCCAUACAAUAAAAUUUCAAACGUGUACGUCUAAUUAUAAAUAAAAAUUUAUAUUAAAUAAAGAAAUAUUAUUCAGUUCUAUAAUUGGCAGAAAUAUGAAGAUUAUCUGCAAUAAAUCCAACCCGCCUUUAGGUGGUUUGCUAGCUGUAAAUUUGUAUCGAUCUCUUGGAAAUACUAUUGAAGUUACUUGGGGCAAUGAGUCCACUGUUACUCUGCCUAAAAGCUCCAAACCUUUGCCAUAUGGAACAAGCAAUGAUUUGAUAAGAAUACUAGAGAAUUCCUUUAAUAAAUCCGCUGGUCUGCUCCAGAAAGUGACUAUGAAUCACUGGUUGUCAUUCAGUCUCAUUUUGGAUGAUGAGAUCCCCAAAUCUGUGGAGUACUUAGACAAAACUCUUGGGCCAUUAACCUAUUUAGUUGGAGAAUCUAUAUCUGUCUCUGAUUUAGCUGUAUUUAGCAUAUUAUAUGUGUCUGCUAAAUUUAAAGAGAUUAAAAAUUCAAACCCUCCAAAUAAUAUAAUUCGUUGGAUGAAACUUAUUCAGGCUCAGCCUCCAAUAGCUGAUGCUUUAAAGGAGAUACCAUCUGAUGUUAUUGAGAAUUUAUCUAAAGCAUCAAGCAGGAGAUCCCCAUCAACCAAUCCGGAAAGUGGUGCUCGUCAAGAGGGUAAAUUUGUGGAACUGCCACAUGCUGAGAUGGGAAAAGUUGUUGUACGGUUCCCACCUGAGGCAUCUGGAUAUCUUCAUAUAGGGCAUGCCAAGGCAGCUUUAUUGAAUCAGUACUAUCAGCAGGCAUUCCAAGGGAAGCUUGUUAUGAGAUUUGAUGACACCAAUCCUGCUAAAGAGAAUGCUGAAUUUGAGAAGGUGAUUCUAGAGGAUGUUGAAAUGUUGGAGAUCAAACCAGACAUGUUUACACACACGUCGCAAUACUUCGACCUGAUGUUGCAAUAUUGUGAAAAGUUGAUCAAAGAAGGCAAAGCAUUUGUGGACGACACUCCAGCUGAGCAGAUGAAGAACGAGAGAGAACAGAAGAUUGAUAGCAAAAAUAAAAACAAUUCCGUAGAGAAGAAUAUGAAAUUGUGGGAGGAGAUGAAGAAAGGCUCCGAUAUAGGCGUCCAGUGUUGUGUACGCGCCAAAAUCGACAUGCAGUCUGCCAACGGUUGUUUGCGGGAUCCGACCAUCUACAGGUGCAAGCCUGAGACGCAUCCGCGCACCGGAAACCAGUAUAAAGUAUAUCCGACGUACGACUUCGCGUGUCCGAUCGUGGACGCCGUGGAGGGGGUGACACAUGUUCUCCGCACCAUGGAGUAUCACGACCGCGACCCGCAGUUCUACUGGUUCAUCGAUGCGCUCGGCCUAAGGAAGCCCUAUAUUUGGGAGUACAGUAGGUUGAGUAUGACAAAUACAGUAUUAUCAAAGAGGAAGCUGACCUGGUUUGUGGAGCAGGGUUUAGUCGACGGAUGGGACGACCCGCGCAUGCCGACGGUGCGCGGCGUGCUGCGGCGCGGGCUGGCGGUGGAGGCGCUGCGCCAGUUCAUCCGCGCGCAGGGCUCCAGCCGCUCCGUCGUCUUCAUGGAGUGGGAUAAGAUCUGGGCUAUCAACAAGAAGGUUAUUGACCCAGUUGCACCUCGAUACACCGCCUUGGAAUCGAACCCAGUACCAGUGAACCUAAAGGGCGUGACGUCAGACAGCAGUCUCACAGUCGCGCUCCAUCCUAAAAAUGCUGAUGUGGGCACCAAGAAAAUAUGGGUGUCGCAACGACUGCUCAUAGACCAAGCAGAUGCUAAGACGCUAAAAGAAGGCGAAAACGCUACUUUCAUUAAUUAUGGAAACAUAAUGAUUGAUAAAAUCCAUAAGGCACCAGAUGGGACAGUAACUAGCGUCGACGGGACUCCGAACCUCGACAAUAAGGAUUACAAGAAAACUCUAAAGCUGACGUGGUUAGCGGACACCCCUAACUCGCCUACCGUGGAAGUGUAUUGCGUUUACUUCGAUCACAUCAUAUCAAAACCUCUAUUAGGCAAGGAUGAGGACUUUAAACAGUACAUUGGACAUCAGACAAGGUGGGAGAUACCAAUGCUGGGCGAGCCGGAACUCCUCAAGCUGAAGGUCGGCGAUGUGAUACAGCUGCAGCGGCGCGGCUUCUUCCGCGUGGACGUGGCCCCCGCGCCGCCGUCGCCAUACACCGCGCGCGCCACGCCGCUCGUGCUGUUCCACGUCCCGGACGGACACACCAAGGAAAUGCCCGGACAGCCAAAACCAGUACAAACUACUCAGUCUAAGCAAUCUGCGCCUGCUGUUUCCGACGCUGUUCAACUCAACGAGCAGAUCACCAAGCAAGGCGACUUGGUCCGCUCUCUCAAGACCGCAAAAGCCGAAAAGAGUAAAAUUGACGAGGCCGUCAAGUCCUUAUUGGAUCUUAAAGCCAAGUACAAAGCUGCCACUGGCCAGGAAUGGAAACCUGGAGCAUCUCCAGCGCCUACCAAUACACCAGUUACAGGUGAUGCCGUGAAGUUGGAUCAAGAAAUCACGAAGCAAGGCGAUCUCGUCCGUUCGCUCAAAAGUGCUAAGGCUGAAAAGGCCAAAAUCGACGAAGCUGUGAAGGCCUUAUUGGAUCUUAAAGCAAAAUAUAAGACUACUACUGGACAGGAGUGGAAACCUGGAGCUUCUCCAGCGCCUGCUAAAACACCAGCCACGGGCGACGCCGGAAAUUUGGAUCAAGAAAUCACGAAGCAAGGUGAUCUUGUACGUUCGCUCAAAAGUGCCAAAGCCGAAAAGGCCAAGAUCGAUGAAGCAGUGAAGGUUUUAUUGGACCUCAAAGCGAAGUAUAAGGCUGCUACAGGACAGGAAUGGAAACCCGGUAACACGGCACCUGUGCAAAAGACGAACGACGGUGGAGUGAGUGAACUGUUGUCCCAGAUCACAGCGCAGGGUGAUAAGGUACGGAAGUUGAAGGCUGAGAAGGCAGACAAGGCGGCCGUCGACGCUGAGGUAAAAACCCUUCUGAGUCUCAAAGCACAAUAUAAAACCCUAACCGGCACUGAUUGGACACCUAACGCUACUGCGAAUAAUUCCCAGCCUGCUAACACAGCACCUGUGCAGAAGACGAACGACGGUGGAGUGAGUGAACUGUUGUCCCAAAUCACAGCGCAGGGCGAUAAGGUACGGAAGUUGAAGGCUGAGAAGGCGGACAAGGCGGCCGUUGACGCUGAGGUAAAAACACUUUUGAAUCUGAAGGCACAGUACAAGACGAUCACUGGCACCGAUUGGACGCCAAACGCUUCUGUUGCAAAUAAUAAACAGCAAACUCCAGCAACAAUGAAUGUCAAUGGUGGGGAUAGUGCAGCGGCCAUCGUUGCAGAGAUUACGAAGCAAGGCGAUAUCGUUCGAGACCUUAAGGCUAAGAAGGCAGACAAGGCGACCAUAGAUGCGGAGGUGAAGAAGUUGCUAAACCUCAAGGCGAGCUACCAAACGUUAACGGGCACUGCGUACGCACCGCCGGCGCAGGCCCGCGAAAGUAAACCGAAAGAGAAAAAAGAAAAACCUAAAGAGGCUAAAGCAGAGAAGCCGAAAGAAAAGUCACCAAAACCAGUCAAAGAGGAGUCGUCAACAGGCGUGAAGAAGGUGACAAGACUUGGCCUGGAAGCCAGCAAGGACACAAAUCUACCCGAAUGGUACUCACAGGUCAUAACCAAAUCGGAAAUGAUAGACUACUACGACAUAUCCGGGUGCUAUAUCCUCCGGCCGUGGUCGUACAGCAUAUGGGAGGUGAUACGUAACUUCCUCAGCACUGAAUUCAAGAAACUUGGCGUGAAAGAUGGAUACUUCCCCAUAUUCGUAUCUAAGGCGGCGUUAGAACGCGAAAAGACGCACAUAGCGGACUUCGCGCCGGAGGUGGCGUGGGUGACGCACUCCGGGUCGUCGGAACUGGCCGAGCACAUCGCUGUGCGACCCACCUCCGAGACUGUCAUGUACCCCGCGUACGCAAGGUGGAUACAGAGCCACCGCGACCUGCCGCUCAAGCUCAACCAGUGGAACAACGUCGUGAGAUGGGAGUUCAAGCAGCCGCAGCCGUUCCUCCGCACGCGGGAAUUCCUCUGGCAGGAGGGGCACACCGCCUUCCGCACUCAGGAGGAGGCCGCCGAGGAAGUACUGCUCAUACUUGAUUUGUACGCGCGCGUCUACGAAGAGUUACUCGCUAUACCGGUGGUGAAAGGUCGUAAGACGGAAAAGGAGAAGUUUGCCGGUGGCGAUUACACCACCACCGUGGAAGCGUAUAUACCGGCCAGUGGCAGAGCCAUACAGGGUGCAACGAGUCAUCACUUGGGUCAGAACUUCUCGAAGAUGUUCGAGAUUGUUUACGACGAUCCCGAGACGCAGGAAAAAGCGUACGUGUACCAGAACUCAUGGGGUCUUACCACCAGAACGAUAGGUGUACUAAUAUUGGUUCACGGCGACGACAGAGGGUUAGUGUUGCCUCCCCGCGUUGCUGAAAUACAAAUCAUAGUGGUACCAUGCGGUAUUACGGCGUCCAGUACGCAGGAGGAGAGGAAGAAGCUGAUAGACUCUUGCAAGGAGUUAGUGAACGAUUUCGUUGCUGCUGGCAUCAGGGCGGAAGGCGACUAUAGGGACAAUUACUCACCGGGCUGGAAAUUCAACCAUUGGGAAUUAAAGGGCGUGCCGGUACGUGUGGAACUGGGCCCCAAGGACUUGGCGCGUGAGGAGUUGGUGGCGGUGCGACGCCUCACCGGUGAAAAGAUCACCAUGAAGCGCGCUACCGCCGCCGCCGAGCUGGUCGCGCUGCUGGACAGGACCCACCAGGAAAUGUUCACCAAAGCAUUGAAGGAUCGCAAUGAACGACUGUCGUUAGUGAACAAAUGGGAGGACUUCACUUCGGCGUUAGACCGCAAACAUAUAUUGCUGGCGCCCUUCUGUGGUAUUACAUCGUGCGAGGACAAGAUCAAAGCCGACAGUGAGAGGAAAGAAGAGGACGAAACCGAAGAAAUUAAAGGCCCGGCCAUGGGUGCGAAGUCCCUCUGCAUACCGUUCUUGCAGCCGCGCGACCUUCUCCCGUCCGACCGCUGCAUACAUCCCAAUUGCGACAGAAAGCCACAAUAUUUUACGCUAUUCGGACGUAGCUACUAAUUCAUCAUUAUAUUUAUAUAAUAAAACUAAUUAAACAAAUUUUGUACUGAAUAAAUUAAUCUACAGUUAUAA